This is a messenger RNA of Podospora pseudocomata, 1473 nucleotides long. RefSeq lists its product as uncharacterized. The coding region runs from base 1 to 1473 and encodes 490 amino acids. Gene Ontology annotation, molecular function: acyltransferase activity, transferring groups other than amino-acyl groups. Lineage: Eukaryota; Fungi; Ascomycota; Sordariomycetes; Sordariales; Podosporaceae. The record is from RefSeq and is a predicted model, not a curated record. The transcript has a single exon. Gene Ontology annotation, biological process: polysaccharide biosynthetic process. Gene Ontology annotation, cellular component: membrane.
AUGCCCAGCGACGUGAUUGAGCUGGAGUCCAGACAGGGGAAGCAUCAGUACGCCUCAUCAGGCCCACUCUCGGCCGUGAUAUCGAUGCUGGCUUCCCUACGGGUCAACAAGAUAUGGCGACUUCUCAGCCCAUGGCCGAGGACACAUGGACAAUCAGACAAACUACGACCGACGGCAUAUCUCGAUGGCCUUAGGGGCUUUGCCGCUUUUCUCGUUUACAUUCACCACCACCAACUCUGGGCUCACGUGCCCGAUCAGAGGCUGUUCUUCGAGUCCUCGUUUUGCUACGAUGGCUACUGCUACUUCGCAGCCUUGCCCUUCGUCCGCAUCCUUUUCCACGGCGGCCACUUUGCCGUGGCUACCUUCUUCGUCAUCUCGGGAUAUGUCCUCUCGAUGAAGCCCAUGAGCUUGAUCCAAUCAGGCGACCAGGCAAAGCUUGCUGACAAUUUGGGAUCCGCGUUGUUUCGGCGAUGGCUGCGGCUCUACAUCCCAUUAAUCACCACAACGUUUAUUUACAUGGUUUUUACCUACGUCUUCAACAUCUGGGUUUUACCUCUGAAGAGGGCGUCCUCGUUGGGCGCUGAGAUCUGGGGGUGGUACUGUGAGGUCAAAAACUUCACCUUCAUCUUCCACACCAGAGCUGAGAUCUUGUCUUACAACUUCCACCUCUGGUCCAUCCCUGUCGAGAUGAAAGGGUCCAUCGUCGUGUACACGGCGGCGCUUGCCUUUGCGAGGUGCACACGAAACGCGCGGCUGUGGCUGCAAAUCGGGCUGAUGGGGUACUUCAUGUUCAUCGUGGAUGGGUGGUACUGUGCCCUUUUUGUUGCGGGCAUGUUCAUCAGCGACGUCGAACAACUCGCCAGCAAGAACGAGCUCCCGGCCUUUUUUGAGCGACUCCGACCGUACAAGAUGAUCAUCAUGUACCACUGCUUCUUCAUCGCCAUGUGGCUUGGGGGCAUCCCGGCUCACAGCGCGGAUGUGAAGGAGUUGAGAAAGAACCCGGGGUGGUACUACUUGUCAUUCCUCAAGUCGCAGUCCAUCUACGACGUCAAGUGGUUUUUCCUCUUCUUUGCAGCCGUCAUGCUGGUGGCUGCCAUCCCACACAUCGGAUGGGUCAAGCGUUUCUUUGAGACACGGUUCUGUCAGCACAUGGGGAGGAUAUCGUUUGCUUUCUAUCUCGUCCACGGCCCGGUGAUCUGGACGGUGGGAGAUCGGCUCUACGCGGCAGUUGGGUGGUGGGAGGAGCACCGAGUGAAGAACCUUCCUCAGUGGGUCAACAUCUGGGAGCUUCCCAAGACGGGACCCAUGGGGAUGGAGCUGAGCUUUCUGGCGCCACACAUCAUCCUCUUACCGCUGACAUUAUGGCUCGCCGAGAUUGUCACAAGGAUGUUUGACGAACCCAGCGUCAGGUUCCCGCAGUGGCUGUACAAGUCUACUACGACGGCAACCAAACCAACAAAGUUACCGGAGUAA